GACUCACCUAACGCGCUUAAUCCAACACAAUAUUGGAUAGGGCUUCGCGAGCAAUAUCCCAACCUUAGCAGACUUGCGCUUGAUAUACUCUCUAUCCCAGCCUCAAGCUGUGAGAGUGAGCGCAUAUUUAGUGAGCUAGGUGAUCUUCUCGAACCUCGUCGGCGUAAUAUUAGUCCGCAACUUCUGGCAGCAAUACAGUGUGUGAGAAGGUGGAAAAGAGCUGGGCUUAGCGAUAACCAGGCUGCUGAAAAUUCAACUAUUACUGAUAAAGAGACAGAGCUCUUGUAUGAUAUUAGUACAUAG
Messenger RNA from Bipolaris victoriae FI3, 303 nucleotides. RefSeq lists its product as hypothetical. The record is from RefSeq and is a predicted model, not a curated record. Gene Ontology annotation, molecular function: protein dimerization activity. The annotation marks the transcript as partial. NCBI's taxonomy places the organism in Eukaryota, Fungi, Ascomycota, Dothideomycetes, Pleosporales, Pleosporaceae. The transcript has a single exon.